Molecule: messenger RNA, 1863 nt
Organism: Musa acuminata subsp. malaccensis (wild Malaysian banana)
Lineage: Eukaryota; Viridiplantae; Streptophyta; Magnoliopsida; Zingiberales; Musaceae
Source: RefSeq, a predicted model, not a curated record
UGCAUACGGCGGACGCUCCUCUUACUAUCGGUCGGUCGCUCUUGCGUCGUCAAUUGUGUCCGCGAACGAGAGCGGACGAGGGAAGGCGAUGGCGAAUGCGGGCGGUGCGGCGUUCCGAUGGGUGCUGCAGCUGCACCGGGACGUUCCGAGGGCCGCUCGGUUCUACUCGGAGGGCCUCGACUUCAGCGUCAACGUCUGCACCCUCCGGUGGGCCGAGCUCCAGUCCGGCCCCCUCAAGCUGGCGCUCAUGCACUCCCCCAGUGACAUAACCAUGCAGAAAGGAUACUCUUCCAUGUUAUCCUUCACAGUAGCUGACAUGAACAGCACAGUGACCAAACUAAUGUCACUGGGAGCUGAGCUCGAUGGCCCCAUAAAGUAUGAAAUCCAUGGCAAGGUUGCUGCCUUGCGAUGCCUUGAUGGGCAUAUGUUGGGUCUCUAUGAACCUGCAUGAAACUUCUUAUAAGUUUCUGUUUCCAACUACAACAGAGGCUGUGCAGGAAAUUGAACAUGAGAUUCUCUCAGCAACAUCAGGGUUUUUGAUUUGAUGUCAGUGGCAGGAUCUUUCCUCUCACUGUAUUUGAAGAAUAUAGGAAACAUCUUCUUUAUGGUUGCACUGCAAGACAGAAACUGUUUUCCUUAUCCACAUGAAUCAAAGCAGUGCAAAGCAUGUGUAACGUUGGACCUCUCAUUUAGCAUAUCAAAUAGUCCAGUGGCAAUUCUGAACAUGUGUAAAGUUCAUAUCCUUUAUAUUUUAAGCUUGGCCAACAGUUGAUUGCCUGUCAUGAAAUUUUUCAUCCGUAGAAUCUCCAUCAAUUGACAGUUCUUUUGCUUUCAACUCUGCUGAAAGUUGUUCUGCUCUUUUGUGCACCGAUAUUGUUCUCAUAUUGUAUCUCCAUGAAGUAGCUGAUAGGCAUGGUGUGGAAUUUCACACUUGUUGUUCAGAAAAUAUCUGUCAUUCAUCUCUAUCCUACCAGUCUAUGAAUAUAUUUACAUAUAUAUGGUGUAAUUUGUGUUACAACUUUAUUAUUUGUCAUAUACCUGCUAUAUUUCUGAGAUGGAUGCAUAUUUUUCUGCCUGGAAGAAUGGUCUUUGCCCAACUUGCUAAUGGAGAAGAGGUUUUUGGGUGCUUUUUUCAUCAUUCAGUAUUUUUGACUUCACACAUCCACCAUAAUACAGUUGUGUCCAGGAGAAAUGUUGUAUGAUUGAAUUCUCUGUGAUCAAGAACCAUGUCAACCUCUGCGAGCAAUUACUAUGAUGACUUUUCUAUUAACUUUGUAUAAAGCCAGAUCAGCAUCUUACGUCCACGGCAUCUGUAGGUGAGUUGGCAUCCAUCCAGCAGCAAAUCUGGGGAUAUAAGAUUUCUCCUUCGGCUUCGGCAACUUCCUUUCUUAGUGGAGGUACUAAAUUUAGCAUAAAUGCCUGAUCAAAACAUUUGCAUUCUCAUUUUCUUCAGGUUUUAAAUCUUACAAAGCUGGCAAAACAAGGAAGAUCAUGCAGUACUGCUGCUGGCAAAGCUGAAUGCGCAGCUUGGUAGCUCGCCUGUGCAUGAGUAGGCUGUGAAUGACUUGACUAUUUAGCAGUGUGGCUCUGACCUGGUAGCUGCACUCAAGAUUGUGUCAAGCAUCAAGGUUAUUUAGUCACAGUUGAUUGUACUAGUUAAGAUUUAUUCAUGUGAUGAGAAGGUUUACUGACUGUCUGACCGACUAAAGCUGUUUUCGAUCUGCGACCAAUGUCUGCUAAUGCAAUUACGUUGAGAGUGGAUGGUUUUUGUGAUUGAAGUAGCAUCAGCAGUGACAUGGUGGUAUCACUCAAUGUUAAGAACUCUUUGUUAUUAUACAGUAGAAAGUUGACUGAAUGGAUUGC